Molecule: messenger RNA, 1110 nt
Organism: Syzygium oleosum
Lineage: Eukaryota; Viridiplantae; Streptophyta; Magnoliopsida; Myrtales; Myrtaceae
Product: aquaporin PIP1-1-like
Exons: 4
Coding region: 86-949 (287 amino acids)
Biological process (GO): transmembrane transport; response to water deprivation
Cellular component (GO): plasma membrane; vacuole; plasmodesma
Molecular function (GO): water channel activity
Source: RefSeq, a predicted model, not a curated record
AUCUUUAGACAGAGAGAGAGAGAGAGAGAGAGAGAGCGCUCAGUCCUCGAAACAGAGAAAACAGAGAGCACAGAAGUAGAAGGUAAUGGAGGGCAAAGAAGAAGACGUGAGAGAGGGAGCCAACAAGUUCCCGGAGAGGCAGCCCAUUGGGACGUCCGCGCAGACGUACAAGGACUACAAGGAGCCACCCCCUGCACCGUUGUUUGAGCCCGGGGAGCUUUCGUCAUGGUCCUUCUACAGGGCUGGGAUUGCAGAGUUCAUGGCCACUUUCUUGUUCCUCUACAUCACCAUCCUCACCGUCAUGGGCGUCGUCAAGAGCCCCUCCAAGUGCACCACCGUGGGCAUCCAGGGCAUUGCCUGGGCCUUCGGGGGCAUGAUCUUCGCCCUCGUCUACUGCACUGCUGGUAUCUCUGGUGGACACAUCAACCCUGCAGUGACCUUUGGGCUGUUCCUGGCCAGGAAGCUGUCCCUGACCAGGGCAGUGUUCUACAUGAUCAUGCAGUGCCUUGGGGCCAUCUGUGGUGCUGGGGUGGUGAAGGGCUUCAUGGGCCACAGGCAGUAUGAGCUUCUGGGUGGUGGCGCCAACUUUGUGAGCCCUGGCUACACCAAGGGUGAUGGCCUCGGUGCCGAAAUUGUGGGCACUUUUGUCCUGGUCUACACUGUGUUCUCUGCCACUGAUGCCAAGAGGAGUGCCAGAGACUCUCAUGUCCCUAUCUUGGCUCCUCUUCCAAUUGGAUUUGCAGUGUUCUUGGUUCAUUUGGCCACGAUCCCCAUCACUGGAACCGGCAUUAACCCGGCAAGGAGUCUUGGAGCCGCCAUCAUCUUCGACAAGGACCAUGCCUGGGAUGACCAAUGGAUCUUCUGGGUUGGACCAUUCAUUGGAGCUGCACUAGCUGCUGUCUACCACCAGAUAAUCAUCAGAGCAAUCCCCUUCAAAGCCAGGACCUGAAGCGCUCAUUAGCAUCUUUUGCUUCUCUCUCCUUUCACUUGAGGCUUUGUUUUCUCUAAUGUUUGGACUCUUUUCAAUCUUUAUGAUGUAAAUUAUCAAAUUAUGAUGGCACGACGAGUUUGUGAAUGCUUCCUUAUGAAUGGACUAUCCUCUUCUUUUCC